Maudiozyma barnettii is the source of this 1809-nucleotide messenger RNA. It is a transcript of the gene TPO5, whose product is annotated as Tpo5p. Bases 1 to 1809 code for a protein of 602 amino acids. Gene Ontology annotation, cellular component: membrane. The record is from RefSeq and is a predicted model, not a curated record. The transcript has a single exon. Gene Ontology annotation, biological process: transmembrane transport. Lineage: Eukaryota; Fungi; Ascomycota; Saccharomycetes; Saccharomycetales; Saccharomycetaceae.
AUGCGUGAUUAUAAUAUAAUAACAAACAACGUGAGGAAUAGUUUGAAUGUUGCAAGACAUACCUUCAAUCCGGAUGAGUUGUUUGAGAACUUGCAUACAAUAUUACACGAAGAAUCUGACGAAAAUGAGGUGGAGGAGGUUGAACAUUUCAAAUACGAGCAACAACUAGAUAAAUCUUUCCUUUCAAGAAGUUCUGUAAUAGGUCUAGGGUUUGGUCUGAUGAGUCCUGUUUUGGGUAUGUGUACAAGUAUGGCAAUUGGCUUGAAAAAUGGUGGACCGCUAACUAUUAUAUUAGGUUUCAUUGUUAGUGGGAUCUGUAUUUGGUUUUGUUCUCUUUCCUUAGGGGAAAUUGUGUCAAAGUUUCCAAUGGAAAUCCAUGUUGGUAGUGCUAUGUUAGCACCUGAAUCUUUCAAAUUGGCUGCAUCAUGGUAUACCGGAUGGCUGAUGUUAAUAGGAAAUUGGACAAUGAGUACUAGUAUCACUUUUGCAGGUGCUCAACUAACAAUUUCUUUAAUUCUAAUGACUAAUAAAGAUUUAAUAUCAGAAACGUAUUUAAUAUGGUAUACAGUCAUAGUAUUCUAUUUGGUGGUUACAAUUGUAGGAGUUAUAAAUUUAAAGUUUGCAAGAUUCAUCGAGAUAAUAAAUAAAGUCUGUGUGAUUUGGAUCAUAUAUGCCAUCAUUUUUAUUGAUAUUUUAUUACUGAUUUUCCAUAGGGAAAAAUAUAGAUCCCUUAAAUAUGCAUUAUUCCAUUUCGAUAAUUCACUCUCUGGAUAUUCCAGUGCGUUUAUUUCAUUCAUUAUUGGUUUCCAACAAUCAAAUUUCACUCUUCAAGGGUUUAGUAUGCUUCCAGCGUUAGCAGAUGAAGUUAAUGCUCCAGAAAAAGAUAUUCCAAGGGCUAUGUCAAAUUCUGUAUUGAUAUCUGCCUUUUCAGGGGUUAUAUUUUUAAUUCCAAUUAUGAUUAUUUUACCUGAUGUUGAAAAUUUAUUUAAUGAAAAUAAUUAUAACAUUCUCCCAAUAGUUAAUAUAUUCGUGAAAUCUACCGAUUCUAUGAUCGUUUCGUUUUUCUUAGUUUUGAUGAUACUAGGUAAUUUAUUCUUUUCUGGUAUCGGUUCUAUCACAACCUCUUCUCGUGCAGUAUACAGUUUCAGUCGUGAUCAUGCAAUUCCGAGACAUGAUUUAUGGACAUUUGUGGAUCCAGAAUCUCAAUCAAAGGUUCCAGCAAACUCAGUUUUGUUAAGUAUGGCAAUUUCAUAUAUCCUUGGAUUAUUGGCAUUAUUCUCAACUGCAGCUUUCAAUGCAUUUAUAGGUGCAGCUGUUCUUUGUCUUUGCUCUGGGACAUGCAUCCCAUUAAUCCUUGUUUUGUUCAGAAGAAGAAGAGUCCUAAAGAAUGCACCUGUUAAGAUUAGAUACAAAUUAGGUUGGACUAUCAAUAUUGUAUCUAUUCUAUGGUUAUUAUUAUCGAUGUUUUCUGUUUGUUUGCCUGUUAGUGUCCCAGUAACAGUACGGUCCAUGAAUUAUGCAAUCAUAGUUUAUAUUUUAUGCCUAAUCUGUAUUACGGGCUUAUAUUAUAAAUGGGGUAAGUACAACUUCAAUUUACCACUUGCAGAUGAAAUGAGAGGAACCACAAAUAUCGAAUUUUCUUCCAUUCCUGAAAAUGUAGAUGCUGAACUAAGUAAAAAAGGGGAUGAUGAUAACGAAGAGAAUGACGGUGAAACAGUUGAUGGUACAACUUUGACUAACUCUAAAAUCGACGACACGAUUAACGAAGAAAAUCCCUUCACUGAAACUGCAUCUAAUAUAUUGAACUGA